Pestalotiopsis fici W106-1 is the source of this 1419-nucleotide messenger RNA. RefSeq lists its product as uncharacterized. Bases 1 to 1419 code for a protein of 472 amino acids. Gene Ontology annotation, biological process: regulation of transcription by RNA polymerase II. Gene Ontology annotation, molecular function: zinc ion binding; DNA-binding transcription factor activity, RNA polymerase II-specific. The record is from RefSeq and is a predicted model, not a curated record. The transcript has a single exon. NCBI's taxonomy places the organism in Eukaryota, Fungi, Ascomycota, Sordariomycetes, Amphisphaeriales, Sporocadaceae.
AUGUCUCCAUCAGGUCAAGGUACCUUGAAACCAAAGCCACGGGGUCCACGUCUAUACCACAAAAAGUCAAGGACAGGCUGUAUACGAUGCAAACAGCGUCGCGUCAAGUGCGACGAGGUGCGGCCGAGUUGCGGAGGUUGUGUCCGACACAUGGUUGAUUGUGUGUAUCAGACCCAAGCGACAGCUGCCGCGACAACGGCCACUGCUCCUGGAAGCAUGAAUCCGCAGCUGGAUGCCAUGAAUCUCUCCUCUAUGGAGUCCGAGCUCAGUGUUUUGUCUAAUCCAUCAGCGGCAAAGACAAGCCCGCAGAGUGACGGGUACACGGUGUAUGAGACACCUCAAGACUCGGCAGUGUCGUCGUCCAGUUCAGUCGCCCCCGACGGUGAUAUUCCAGAAACCGACUUGCCAGAAUCGCGGGAACGUCGCAUCUGGGAACUGAGGCUUCUUCAUAAUAGCCUGACCCAGGCAAAACCGUUCCCAACGCCGCAGCCGCAAGUGAUAAAUGAUCUGUUCUUGAUAGACAUACCGAAAAUGGCUCUCAACGAAGGACGGGACGGUGUGCUGUAUGGCUCGUUUGCACACUCGGCGUUGAAUCUCUGGACACGAAGCACCGAUCCGGAGGAGAAGGAGACACUUAUCCGGCUCCAGCGUACCUAUCUGAGUCUAAUGCUGCGGCAACACCGGCAAGACGUGGCCGUGCUCGACCCAGACAAUGCCGACGCCGUCUGCAUCUGCAGCCUCAAGAUCCUAACGCACGCACUGGCGCUGAUCCAGACGCUUCCGUCCGAGCCGUGGCAACCGCCCACUGAUUUCCUGCGCAUGGGCAGCGGUGCUGGUUCCGUCUUUCACACGGCCCUACGCAUGGCGAAGAGCGGCAGCGGGGGCGAGGUGGCCAAGAUUCAGACCUUUGUGCAGAACCCCCCGGGCCUCCGCGACCCCAACGAGACCAUUCUCAGCGACCACAGCGCGCUGGACUGGAUCCUCGAGACACCACCGGGCUCGUCGCCCGAGGCCGCGGAACAGCUCGACGCCGAGAUGAGCGACCCGCUCACCCUGUCCGUCUACCACAAGGCCAUUUCGUAUAUCUGCAGCGUACAGCGAGCGAUUGCGCGCGAGGAGCCCGAGUUCGCCAUCUGCCGGCGCCUCGGCGCGUUUGCCGUGCUCGUCCCCAGCGAAUUUACCCAGUACCUCAUUGAGCGACGGCCGCGUGCCUUGGUGGUAUUGGCGCACUUUAUGGCCACGUUCAUGUCGGUGGAACAUAUCUGGACCAUUGGCAGGGCGGGAGAAAACCAGAUUAGGGGAAUACACAAGAAUCUACCGAUGGAAUGGGCUUACAAACUCGAUGGGUUAUUAACGAAACACAAGAAACAUGAAGGCACACCGCCCGUGUUCAGCGGAGGUUAUGGUGCUUUGAUGUAA